Molecule: messenger RNA, 1737 nt
Organism: Zygosaccharomyces rouxii
Lineage: Eukaryota; Fungi; Ascomycota; Saccharomycetes; Saccharomycetales; Saccharomycetaceae
Gene: AHC1
Product: Ahc1p
Exons: 1
Coding region: 1-1737 (578 amino acids)
Source: RefSeq, a predicted model, not a curated record
AUGAAACUCAAGGGCCAUUCUCAUACUGGAAAGGGUGAUAUGGAGAUAUCUGAGCGUCCAGAUUCUAGUGGUGAUGUCCCCGCUCAAGUUUUAUUCAUGGAUUCUUCACAGGGGAUGUCUUCAAAAACAAGUACACAUGCACCGUCAUCAUCGACAUACUACCAAGUGACAACACCCAAAUCGCCUCAUGAGCUGAUAUUCGCAGAUGAAGUUAAUGGGAAUGGAAAUAAUGAUGUGAAUUACGAUGUCACUGGUACUGCGAGCGGUGGAGGAAUUUCCGAAGGUGAUGAAGAUAGAUCAAGCGGUGGUACGAGUGGAUUGGCUAAAUCCUCAAGAGAAUCUGAAGAGGUAGAGAGGCUCAAAUAUGAAACUGCAAAGGCAGAAAUAUUAGAAAAACUACAUCUACAUACUUUAAUCGGCAAUAAAGAAGUACAGGGAAUUCAAAGGGAAAUAUGUAGACUGGAUGCACAAAUGAAAUUAAUGAAAACUUUACAUGAUGAUGAGAACUUACUGGAUAAGAUUGAAUCAUACCAUCAGAAGGAGACUGAACGUAAGAAGAGGCAAGUGAUGACCGAGAUGAAUUAUCCUGCCAUAACUGGUUUUAAUAAUAAUUCAUCUGGAUAUUAUGCGGACAGUUCGUCAGUAUUGCCACCAGGAUCGCCGUCGGGGUUUCUUCCAUUAUCGGCAAGUAGUAGUGCACAUAUACCCGUUCAUCAUUAUCAUACGCGGAGCAAAAGCCAUGGGAAUUUGUCGGAGGUCCCUCCAUUACAUCCUAACGCCAGCGCUGCUAGUAAUACCACAAUACCGCCUGGCACUGAAGAAAGUUCCUCUUUUAGAGCGAAUCAAAUGAAUAUGCACCAUAGAAGAAAUUAUAGCAGUACAUGUCUAACGAGUAAUAGUGGUGUAGUCGGUAAAACUGAGAAGAACGAAGCCAUAUUUAGGCGGUAUGAUGGUGUUCUAAUCGUGAUUACUUGUUCUCAUUGUGAUCGUAGUGGAUUUACAUCUGCCCAGGGUAUAGUAAACCAUGCAAGACUUAAGCAUAACAAGACUUAUUCCAGCCAACCUUUAGCUGUACUCAAUAAUCAAAUACUGCUUCCUAACGACAAACAAGAUCCAGAAGUCAUGGAAAAAUUUAAAAGCUUAAACAGAGAUCCCCAAAAAGAAUACUUGCCAUCUGAAUUAGCGAUACCGUCAAUGGCUAAAAGAGAGACAAGUCCUAAAAGUGGACUGCCGAAUUCCAAGUCGUCUUCAUCAAUAAUACCCCAACAUAAUGUAUGGCCACAUCAACAAGAUGAAAAUAACGCACAGAUAUCAGAUUCAACAAAGCAUUUAAAGAAAGCAUAUGGUAAAGAAGAUUUUAAAGAUUUAGUUAGCAUGGUGAAUUCAACGUCCCAGGAUUUAGAGAACGUCCUCAAGGAAUCAACACCCCCGUUAGGUUCAGAAGUAAGCGAGAUGGAAGGAGGACAUGAACAUGAGCCUAAAUCGCCAUCAUCUUCUAGUCAGGCAUUUUCACCGUUGUCACCUUCGAGGGAGACGAUCAAAAAGAAUAAUAAGAAACGCAAACAAGAUCAGAACGAGGCAUUAAAGGAUUACAAAGAACGAAUAAAGCCUGCUGAGAAGAAAGCUAGGCCUGAUGUAUUGGCUCUGAGUGCUGUACCCGAACAUGAAAAGCGUUCAUCGCAUUACAAUUUACGUGCUAAAUCCAAGAUACGUUCCAAUGCAGAUAGGUUUGACUAA